Molecule: messenger RNA, 2078 nt
Organism: Chlorocebus sabaeus (green monkey)
Lineage: Eukaryota; Metazoa; Chordata; Mammalia; Primates; Cercopithecidae
Gene: GK2
Product: glycerol kinase 2
Biological process (GO): glycerol-3-phosphate biosynthetic process; phosphorylation; triglyceride metabolic process
Cellular component (GO): mitochondrion
Molecular function (GO): glycerol kinase activity
Source: RefSeq, a predicted model, not a curated record
UUAAAAAACAAACAAACAAACAAACAAAACACUUGAAUCUUAGAAGACAACUGAGUGGCUGGGUGUGAGGCCUGCGCUGGAGCGGUGGGGUGAGAAGGCGCCGCGCCAGAGAAAGGGCAAAGGUUGCCUUGCGCCUGCGCCUUGCGUUCCUGACUGGCUGCGCUCCCUGCCCCCAACACCACCGUCGUCUGGGAAACGGUCCCAGAGUGCUGAGCCGACCUACUGGUGUCAUGGCAGACCCAAAGACAGCAGCUGUGGGGCCGUUGGUGGGAGCGGUGGUCCAGGGCACCAACUCCACUCGCUUUCUGGUUUUCAGUUCAAAAACAGCAGAACUACUUAGUCAUCAUAAAGUGGAAUUAACACAAGAGUUCCCAAAAGAAGGAUGGGUGGAACAAGACCCUAAGGAAAUUCUUCAGUCUGUCUAUGAGUGUAUAGCGAGAACGUGUGAGAAACUUGACGAAAUGAAUAUUGAUAUAUCCAACAUAAAAGCUGUUGGUAUCAGCAAUCAGAGGGAAACUACUGUAAUCUGGGACAAGUUAACUGGAGAGCCUCUCUACAACGCUGUGGUGUGGCUUGAUCUAAGAACCCAGACUACUGUUGAGGAUCUUAGUAAAAAAAUUCCAGGAAAUAGUAAUUUCGUCAAGUCUAAGACAGGCCUUCCACUUAGCACUUACUUCAGUGCAGUAAAACUUCGUUGGAUGCUUGACAAUGUGAGACAUGUCCAAAAGGCAGUUGAAGAAGGUAGAGCUCUUUUUGGUACCAUUGAUUCAUGGCUUAUCUGGAGUUUGACAGGAGGAGUUAAUGGAGGUGUGCAUUGUACAGAUGUAACAAAUGCAAGCAGGACAAUGCUUUUUAAUAUCCAUUCUUUGGAAUGGGAUAAAGAGCUCUGUGACUUUUUUGAAAUUCCAAUGGACCUUCUUCCAAAUGUCUUCAGUUCUUCUGAGAUCUAUGGCCUAAUUAAAACUGGGGCCCUGGAAGGUGUGCCAAUAUCUGGGUGUUUGGGGGACCAGUGUGCUGCAUUAGUAGGACAAAUGUGCUUCCAGGAAGGACAAGCCAAAAACACCUAUGGAACAGGUUGCUUCUUACUAUGUAAUACAGGUCGUAAAUGUGUGUUUUCUGAACAUGGCCUUCUGACCACAGUAGCUUACAAAUUAGGCAAAGAGAAGCCAGCAUAUUAUGCACUGGAAGGUUCUGUUGCUAUAGCGGGUGCUGUUAUUCGUUGGCUAAGAGACAAUCUUGGAAUUAUAGAGACCUCAGGAGACAUUGAAAAACUUGCUAAAGAAGUAGGAACUUCUUAUGGCUGUUACUUUGUCCCAGCCUUUUCAGGGUUAUAUGCACCUUAUUGGGAACCCAGUGCAAGAGGAAUACUCUGUGGUCUUACUCAGUUUACCAAUAAAUGUCAUAUUGCUUUUGCUGCAUUAGAAGCUGUUUGUUUCCAAACCCGAGAGAUUUUGGAAGCCAUGAACCGUGACUGUGGAACUCCACUUCGUCAUUUGCAGGUAGAUGGAGGAAUGACCAACAACAAAGUUCUUAUGCAACUACAAGCAGAUAUUCUGCAUAUUCCAGUAAUAAAACCCUUUAUGCCUGAAACAACUGCACUAGGAGCUGCCAUGGCAGCAGGAGCUGCAGAGGGAGUAAGCAUUUGGAGCCUUGAACCCCAGGCUUUGUCGGUUCUCAGGAUGGAACGAUUUGAACCACAGAUCCAGGCCACAGAAAGUGAAAUUCGUUAUGCCACAUGGAAGAAAGCUGUAAUGAAGUCAAUGGGUUGGGUUACCAGUCAGUCUCCUGAAAGUGGUGAUCCUUCUAUCUUCUCUAGUAUGCCUUUGGGAUUUUUUAUAGUGAGUAGCAUGGUAAUGCUAAUUGGAGCAAGAUAUAUCUCGGGUAUGCCGUAAUAAUACCAGCCAUGGAGUCCCAAGGUGUAAACAUUUUACGUAAUGAAAGCAUACAGCAGUUCUGCCUCUUAAUAUAAUGACACUAUUAUAGACUCUGAUUUUGUUUAUAAGCCACUUGCUACAUGACCCAUGAAAACCCUGGACUUGUGACCUGAAAUAAAGAAAAUAUGUUAGAAGAGCACUGUA